Messenger RNA from Thlaspi arvense, 357 nucleotides. The record is from the annotation of a GenBank genome assembly. Lineage: Eukaryota; Viridiplantae; Streptophyta; Magnoliopsida; Brassicales; Brassicaceae.
AUGAACGCCCCCGACAGAUACGAGCGAUUCGUCGUCCCUGAAGGCACCAAAAAGGUUUCUUAUGAUAGGGACACGAAGAUCAUCAAUGCUGCUUCCUUCACGAUUGAGAGAGAAGACCAUACCAUUGGAAACAUUGUCCGCAUGCAACUUCACCGCGACGACAAUGUUUUGUUCGCUGGAUACCAACUGCCUCAUCCUCUCAAGUACAAGAUCAUCGUCAGAAUUCACACAACAAGCCAGUCUUCCCCGAUGCAAGCAUACAAUCAGGCCAUCAAUGACCUGGACAAGGAGCUUGAGUUUCUGAAGAGCCAAUUUGAGGCAGAGGUGGCCAGGUUGUCGGACCCGACUCAGUACUAA